Quercus lobata is the source of this 1084-nucleotide messenger RNA. RefSeq names its product metalloendoproteinase 2-MMP-like. Gene Ontology annotation, cellular component: extracellular matrix. Bases 18 to 959 code for a protein of 313 amino acids. Gene Ontology annotation, biological process: collagen catabolic process; extracellular matrix organization; proteolysis. The transcript has a single exon. The record is from RefSeq and is a predicted model, not a curated record. Lineage: Eukaryota; Viridiplantae; Streptophyta; Magnoliopsida; Fagales; Fagaceae. Gene Ontology annotation, molecular function: zinc ion binding; metalloendopeptidase activity.
UUGAAACCUUCUCAGCAAUGUCUUAUAAAGUUUUUUCUCUGUUUUCAUUCACUCUCCUCCUUCUUCUCCUUCUUCCUCUCCAUUCCCAUGCAACUUCAAGAAACAUCCAUGAUAAAAAAUUAUCACCGUUUGAGUUUCUCAAACAUCUUCAAGGAUGUCACAAGGGAGAGAAGGUCAAAGGCAUCCAUAACCUCAAAGCCUACCUUGAGAAAUUUGGUUAUUUGAGCUAUAACCAUUCUCAAAAUCAAACUCAUACCAAUGAUGAUGAUUUUGAUGAACUCUUGGAAUCCGCCAUUAAAACUUACCAACUUAAUUACCAUCUCAACGCCACAGGGUCAAUGGAUGCCAACACAGUAUCAACAAUGAUGAUGCCUCGUUGUGGGGUGGCAGAUAUCACCAAUGGUACAAAUUGGAUGCGCUCAGGCAAGAAGAAACAUCACCACCACCAUGGCUCUUUUCAUACUGUCUCUCACUAUUCUUUUUUCCGAGGAAAUCCCAAGUGGCCAACUUCUAAGUACCAUCUAACCUAUGGAUUUCUCCCUGGCACCCCAACUGAAGCAAUAAGUCCCAUCGCAAAAGCUUUUGAAACGUGGGCUGCAAACACACACUUCAAGUUCUCAAGGGCUCAAGAUCAAACCAAUGCAGAUCUCAAAAUUGGUUUCCAUAGGGGGGACCAUGGAGAUGGGGCCCCUUUCGAUGGAGCUGGUGGAACCCUAGCCCAUGCUUUUUCACCGACUAAUGGGCGAUUUCAUUAUGAUGCAGAUGAAAAAUGGAGUGUGGGAGCAGUCCCAGGUUCAUAUGACUUGGAGACAGUUGCCUUGCAUGAAAUUGGGCACCUUCUUGGGUUAGGGCAUAGCGAAGUUGAAGGGGCCAUCAUGUGGCCUGCCAUACGUUCAGGAGUGACCCAAGGUUUGCAUAGGGACGAUAUUGAUGGCAUUAAAGCCUUAUAUAAUUUUUAAGUGUUCAAGGAUUUGCAAUAUGCAUUUAUUAGCGGGUAGAGAAUAAAGCAUAGUGCAAAUACAUGGCACUGGGACUAUGAAACAUGAAGAGAGAAAGUAAAGUUUUAACCUACUCAUGGUAGAAA